ACAUACGUUGGCAUUAAAGUAACACUCAAUAACGACGGCGUCAAAAUUUCACAUUCGCCAUCUGCGUUCGUUUAAAAUGGUGUCGUUUACCAGCUGUGUUUUGCCGCUCUUUAGAUUGACAUUAGUUAACAACACCAGACCAAGAACGUUACUUCAAUCUAAAUUUAUACUGCAAACCAUCAUGUCGUCUUCAUCGCCCGCCGCCACAUCUCCCAAACGUCUUUGUACAGAUGCAGCCACAAAAUGCAUUGGAACACACAGUGGGACAUUCCACUGUGAUGAGGUAUUGGCAUGUUUUAUGUUGAAACAGCUGCCGGAAUAUAGCGAUGCUAAGAUAUUUCGUUCCCGCAAUGAUGCCGAGUUACAAGAAAAAUGCGAUAUUAUUGUUGAUGUGGGUGGUGAGUUUGAUCAUGAAAAGAAAUGGUAUGAUCAUCAUCAGAAAUCAUUUCAGCAUACAUUGGGUUCAUUAAAGCCUGAAUACGAGGAGCAGUUUAAUAAAAUAAGGUUAAGUAGUGCUGGACUGAUUUAUUGCUAUUACGGAGAACGUGUUAUUGAUGAGAUUCUGAAGAAACAUGCCAAUAUUUCCCUGAAUCCUCAAAACUUGAAGCUUACAUUUGUACAAAUCUAUCGCAACUUUAUUAGUGAAAUCGAUGCCAUUGAUAAUGGCGUACCAAUGUGUCCCGAAGGCGUUGAGCCCUUGUACAAAAUCUCCACAGGCCUCUCAAGUCGAGUUGGCAAAUUCAAUCCCUCAUGGGAAGAGGAGGGAACAAAUGUUAAUAUCGAUGAACGUUUUGCCGAAGCUAUGUCAUAUGCUGGCAAAGAGUUUGUUGAUAAUGUUUUGGCCAUUGGCGGAUCAUGGAUUAAGGCACGUGAAUAUGUACGCGAAGCCUUGGUGACCGCUAAAACCGUUUACAAAACAGGAGAAAUUCUUUUACUGCCAAGAUUUUGCCCAUGGAAACAACAUUUGGUGGAGCUGGAGAAAGAAUAUGAUGUUGUAGGUGUACCUAAACUGAUCAUUUUUAUUGACGCCUCAGGAAGUUGGCGUGUUGCAGGUGUUCCCUUGAAUCCAGAUAGCUUUUUGGGUCGUAAAUUUUUGCCCGAACCAUGGAGAGGUUUACGUGAUGAAGAACUUUCCAAACUGGUCGGUGUGGAUGAUUUGACUUUUGUGCAUCACACCGGAUUUAUUGGCGGAGCAAAAACAAAAGAAGCUGCCAUUGCAAUGGCUAUAAAAAGUAUCGAGUUUUAAUUAAGAAGAAAUUUAUUUAUCUGUAUGAUUGUAUGUGUAAUUGUGUGCUAAAAAAAGAAAACUAUUUAAUUAUGAUUGACAAGAAAAAAUAUAUUUUCCAACUCCAGCUGUUUUUUGGCUGUCAUUUCCUUA
This is a messenger RNA of Musca domestica (house fly), 1378 nucleotides long. Its product is annotated as MYG1 protein. The record is from RefSeq and is a predicted model, not a curated record. NCBI's taxonomy places the organism in Eukaryota, Metazoa, Arthropoda, Insecta, Diptera, Muscidae. Gene Ontology annotation, cellular component: nucleus; cytoplasm. The transcript has 3 exons. Bases 77 to 1246 code for a protein of 389 amino acids.